Molecule: messenger RNA, 825 nt
Organism: Dalotia coriaria
Lineage: Eukaryota; Metazoa; Arthropoda; Insecta; Coleoptera; Staphylinidae
Exons: 1
Coding region: 97-732 (211 amino acids)
Source: RefSeq, a predicted model, not a curated record
UUGAUAUUACCCAAAGAUUUUCUUACAAUCAAUGCUGAAGAGAAUAAAACAAUUGAAGAUACAAGAAUCAAAAGAAAACGUCGAAAUAAAACAGAAAUGCAAACACAAACGCAUAAAAUACAAGCGAUAACAUCAUCAGCUGGUACACAAACGGAACUUGUAUCUAUACAUGCAUCAACAGUGGUUGAGAAUAUUACAAUGUCCAAGAAAAGCAUCAAAACACAAACAACUACAGUUACAUCAAGUACACGCGCAUGCAAUACAUCAUUUGAUGUAAAUUUACUCGAUAUCAAUGAUGAUGUGCAGAGGAAUUCAUUAGGCACACAAACAUUGAGUCCGAAUAUCCUAUCUCAAUCAAUAACAAUUUCUAAUCACCGUAAUAUUACACCCAUUCAAAUUCCAACGCACGUUGAUCAAGGUAUAGGAACCGAAGAUCUGCUUCAAUCGUACAUUAAUGACUGCAAUGCAGACAUGGAAACGCAAACGGACUGGUUUACAAACUUAGAUCUGCUCACAAAUGAUGUGCAUUCAAAUAACUACACACAAACAUGUGACGAUAUCUUACCGCCUGAUUUACGCUUCAAUAAUACGCAUACACAAACCGUUCUUAAUGAUAUUUUACGUUCUGUUGGUAGCCAAACAAGUAUGCGUGUUAACGGAGGCGUUUUUACCAAUAAUGAAACACAAACUGAUUCAAUCUAUGAGGAAUUACUGCAGGAAAUCAACUCUUGAUUGUAGGAGUGCAUUUCUGUUGCGAUUACAUUUACAAUUGAAUUUUUAAUAGUUUUCCGUUAAUCAUUAAAUAUUAAAUCAUAUCACAUUGAA